AUGUUGUGUUAUUGGGGGGCACCGGUCAGAGAGGGCCUCGGGUUGUUACAGCCUGGCUAUGUCAAACAUGCGGAUAGUGGUGGAAUACACAUCAUUUGUCCAAAAACUGAAAUUCGGGACAUCUCAGCGGGAAAGCGCUUUAUUGGAUUCAUCCGGGAUGGGAAGGUCUCGAUCCUGAAACUGCGCACUGAAGACAAUGGUCAUGAUGGCAAACUAAAACAACUACAGAUAAAGAAAGAUAAAAUCAGAUCAAUUGUCUGUGGGGGAGCUGGGGCGGUCCUGCUUGCUUAUGGAGGAAAAGUUCUCAUUAUGGACAACUCUUCUAUGUGCACUCCUCUCAAAGGCCUGGAAAACAGGAAGGUGAUUCAGAUCGCAUGUGGAGACCAGCAUUCAAUGGCACUAACCGAUGAUGCUCAGUUGUUUGUAUGGGGUGAGAACUCUCACGGUCAGCUGGGUUUGAAGGAAGGACGAUCUGGCUCUUUGACUGCUCAACAUGUUCAGAGUCUGAGUGGGAUUCCUCUGGUCCAGAUCAGCGCUGGAGGAGACCACAGUUUCGCCUUGUCUAUCUCUGGAGUUGUGUUUGGCUGGGGGAAGAACAAUGCUGGACAGCUGGGCCUAGGAGACACCACAGACAGGUACGUCCCAACAGUUGUAAACAGCCUGAACCAGAAGAAAACUGUGUUCAUCUCUUGUGGAGGGGAACAUACUGCCACUUUAUCAAAGGGAGGCACUGUGUUCACAUUUGGAUCUGGACGUUUUGGCCAACUUGGGCACAACUCAAUUACAGAUGAACAUCAUCCACAGGUGGUCGAUAAACUGUGCGGAUCUAAAGUGUCUCGGAUCACAUGUGGAAGAAAUCACACACUUGUGUUAGUGGAAUCGUCAAAGCUGAUCUAUUCAUUUGGAUGUGGGACACAAGGGCAGCUGGGAAAUGGACAAAUGAGUAAUCAGUCUGUGCCAUUACCUGUGGAGCUGCCUAUUGAAUCUAAUCACAAAUGUGCAAUUGAAAAACUCAUUGCUGGGGAGAACCAUUCUUUUGCAUUGUGCUUCAAGAAACUUGGGAAUGAAUCAGCAAAGCCAAAACCCAAUCUGGACAGAGGGGUUUGGACAUUAAAUGAAAGAAGGAUUGAACUAUGGGUGACCGAAAGUUAUUCAAAGUCAUGGAGAACAAUCAAGAAGGAAAUUAACAAAGUGUUCUCAUCCGCUGCCUGUCUGAAUGGAAGUUUUCUCAAAACAAGUUGUGACAAACAUUACCAGACAUCUGUUGAGUUCUGCGGUUUGGAUUUCAACCUGGUCAGAAAAUCUUUUGCAGAGAUGUCAGAGAAGGAAAGAGUGAUAUCAGAGGUAUUGAAGGUGGUUCAGCAUACACUGCUGCCUUCUCUGAACACAACCCCAGCUGGUGUUGAAGAUCUGAGGCUUUACCUUCUCCUCCCUGAACUCAUCAGCGUUCUCCAGAAACCACAAAGAACUGAACUCACUGAAGCACUGGCCUCCAAAAUCCUUCGGCUGAAUCCUGCUGCACUGAGGGUGUUAGAUAUGUACUGGUCCAGACUCCCUCAUGAUUGUCUCCAAGGGAUGGUGAAGUUAUUUCGUAAGGCAUCUGCCAAGUUGAUUGGCAGUAUUGCUGUUGAAAGCAUGACGUGUGACAUACCGACACGCUUGCAGAAAUGCGUGCAGGUCCUUCAGAUGCUCUAUAAGGUCUGCUGCAGUACCCACAAUGACAUCACAAAGACUGAUUUCAUCAUUCACGAGAUCAAUGAUUUGCUUGAGACAGUGAGAACCCCAAAAAUAUUACAAGAUAUCUUAGGGAAACUGAAAUAUAAAAUAAUUCUUCUUUUGUCACUUCCAUGCAUCUUUAACCUAGAAGCCAAAUGCAGCUUUCUGAAAAACAAAAUAUGGCAGGGGUCAUACCAACUGAUUUUGAGACGCACAGCACUAGUGGACGAUUGUUUCUCUCUGUUGAGAAAUAGCAACGAGGAAUAUCUCAAAACAAGAUGGCUGAGUGUGGUUUUCACAGAUGAUAUGAAUCAUUCAGAUGUCAACAAGAGAGACUUUUUUAAGAAAGUGUUUGAAGAGUUGUGUGCACCAGCUUCUCAGAUGUUCAAGGGUGAUUGCAGAACUAUGAUCUGGUUCCCAACAAGGCCAAGUAUUGAGAAGGAGAGGUACUUCCUGUUUGGGAUCCUGUGUGGAUUGGCCUUCAACAACAACUGUGUUGUGGACCUGCCCUUUCCUUUAGCCUUGUUCAAGAAACUUCUCAACGUCAAGCCAUCUCUUAAAGACUUGAGCGAGUUUGACCCGGUUAUUAGCAAGAGUUUGCAGUACAUUCUGGACUACAGCGAUGAUGUUGAAGAAAUGGACAUGAAUUUCAGGAUCGAAUGGGAUGGAACAGAAGUGGAAUUGGAUCCCGCUGAGCCAGGAAAAAUCGUCACAAAUGACAACAGGAAAGACUUUGUGGACAAGUAUGUGGAUUAUGCCCUGAAUAAGUCUGUGGAGGAAGUGUUUGAAGAAUUCAGGAGAGGUUUCUUCAAAGGGUGUGAGAGUCACAUUGUGGAGAUGUUUGAACCAAUGGAGCUGAGAGGAGUGAUGGUGGGCAAUAAAGACUAUGACUGGGACACACUCAAGAAGGAAACCAGAUAUGAAGGAUUAUUUGAUGAUGAACAUCCAACCAUCAUCUCAUUCUGGGAGGUGUUUGAUGAACUAACAUCAAGGGAAAAGAAGGCCUUUCUAUUGUUCUUGACAGGGUUUGAGCGAGUGCCAUUUCUUGGUAUGAGUCAGGUGAAUAUGAGAGUCAGAGACUUGCACAACUCUACUCAGGACCAUCUACCAAAGGCUCUGACCUGCCACUCCCUGCUGGAGCUUCCUGUUUAUCAGAGCAAGACAACACUAAAGAAGAAACUAAUAGAGGCCCUCAACCACAAGAGAGGGUUCUGGGAGGAUUGAGAUUGAUGCUUUAAACAUUUUUAUCUUACCUGUGGUCCACUGUGCAAAUGCAGAUAGCUCUCAGGAAAUAAUUAUCCAGACGGUGUUGUAUGCGAUUGCAGCUGUUUUGCUAACUCCUUCCAUUUUGCUAACUGGUACCACAUGCCCUUCCUGCAAAAUCUGCCCUUUAAAGACAUGUCAGAAAAACCAACCACUAAGCAAAAUUAUUACAAAGGGAGGUAUUUGAAAUGGCAUACUUUUAUAUUUCUGCCAUAUACAGAUAUAUGGGUCGUAUGCCAUUCUGAACUCGGCUUAGGACUGCCACAGAGAAAUGUAUGAGCACCCAUUUGAGUGAUAUAUGUCAGAGAG
This is a messenger RNA of Xyrauchen texanus (razorback sucker), 3288 nucleotides long. Its product is annotated as E3 ISG15--protein ligase HERC5-like. Gene Ontology annotation, biological process: ubiquitin-dependent protein catabolic process; protein ubiquitination. NCBI's taxonomy places the organism in Eukaryota, Metazoa, Chordata, Actinopteri, Cypriniformes, Catostomidae. The record is from RefSeq and is a predicted model, not a curated record. Gene Ontology annotation, molecular function: ubiquitin protein ligase activity. The transcript is spliced from 23 exons. The coding region runs from base 1 to 2940 and encodes 979 amino acids.